AAAUCGUAAUGUAUUUGUAUAAAAACGAAUAAGAAAAAGUCGUAUAAUUUGCAAUAAAUGCUUUAAAACGCAGUUUAACCGCACGCAAAGCAGUGACAAACGCUUAACGUACAUGGCGCAACAAUUACGGUAUUGAACUUUGGUUAGCAGCAGCUCAAGCAGCGCUGUAAAGUAUUUUACCUCGCGACAACGAUACACAUACACACACUCCUACACAAGAUACCUAACGCCCGCUGGCCUCCCCACUCUCAUCGAUGAAAUAACAUACAUAACGUAUACCGAAAAUACAUAAGCUUGCGCUAAAAUAACGGAGCCAAAGACAGUGGCAACAGCAACAGUAGUAAACAGUGCGAACGCUGGUAAGGCAAACAGAUAAGAAAACAGACGACGACAGAGCCACGGCCAACGGAGCCCCCAGACACAGGUAUCAAUAUCAGCGCAAAUAGCAGCAGCAGCAGCAGCAGCAACAACAACCACGUUAGCAGCAGCCGCAGCAGCAGUUGAGAGCCUCUGCGCAAUAUGUCCGACAUUGACAGCAUAAUCUCGCGCCUGCUGGAAGUGCGCGGCGCACGUCCAGGCAAAAAUGUGCAACUGUCAGAGAGUGAAAUACGCAGUUUAUGUUUGAAAUCGCGUGAAAUAUUCCUAUCACAGCCUAUACUGCUGGAGCUGGAGGCGCCACUAAAGAUCUGCGGUGAUAUACAUGGACAAUACUACGACUUAUUGCGUCUAUUCGAAUACGGUGGCUUUCCGCCAGAAUCGAACUAUCUAUUCCUGGGCGACUAUGUGGAUCGCGGCAAGCAGUCGCUGGAGACGAUAUGUCUGCUCUUGGCAUACAAAAUCAAAUAUUCAGAGAAUUUCUUUUUGCUGCGCGGCAAUCACGAAUGUGCCAGCAUCAAUCGCAUCUAUGGUUUUUAUGAUGAGUGCAAACGUCGUUAUACCAUCAAGCUGUGGAAAACAUUUACGGAUUGCUUCAACUGCCUGCCCGUGGCUGCCAUUGUGGAUGAGAAAAUCUUUUGCUGUCACGGCGGUCUGAGUCCCGAUUUAUCAUCCAUGGAGCAAAUACGACGCAUUAUGCGGCCCACAGAUGUGCCCGAUCAGGGUCUGUUAUGCGAUCUGUUGUGGUCCGAUCCAGACAAGGAUACCAUGGGCUGGGGUGAGAACGAUCGUGGCGUUAGCUUCACAUUUGGCGCAGAGGUUGUGGGUAAAUUUCUACAGAAGCACGAAUUCGACCUCAUAUGUCGUGCUCAUCAGGUUGUGGAAGAUGGUUACGAGUUCUUUGCCAAACGUCAGCUAGUUACGCUAUUCUCAGCACCCAACUAUUGCGGUGAAUUCGACAAUGCGGGUGCCAUGAUGUCUGUGGAUGAUACAUUAAUGUGCUCCUUCCAGAUAUUAAAGCCCGCAGAUAAGCGACGAUUUGUUUAUCCCAACUUUGGCAGCUCAGGGCGUCCCUUAACACCCCCACGCGGCGCCAACAAUAAGAAUAAGAAGAAAUAAGCAAUGAAUUAAUGCAGCAACAAAUAAAGGCCACACACAGCAACAAAAACAACAACAGCAGCAACAACAACAAGAAAAGAAAUGAGGAAACCAAUUUAAGCGCAAAGAUGUUUGUUUAUUUUUUUUUAUUAUUAAAUCGAAUAUGUGUAAUCGAAUCGUGAGCAACGUUAUAAGGGUAUAAAAUCUAAAAAAAGGAAACACAACACACAAAUUGAGACACUUUAGUUCAAACUAAUUGUAGUGUUAAACACUACAGAAGUAAGAAUAUCUUUUAAUGUAUUAGUUUUAUUUUGUUAUAGUUUCUCCUUUCCUAAACACACACACACACACAUGCAAGCUAAAGCGUACAGUAUGUACGAAAAGUGCACGCACCAGUUGUAUUUAUUGCAUUUUAUCAAGCACAGCAUUUUUCGGUUCUUUGCAUAGCACAACAACCAGGCAGAGAGGUUACGUUAGUUUUUAUAUAACGAUAUUUUUUUUAAUAUAUCCACAGCUAUAUAACUGUAUAUAGCGAAUGGUAAAAUGUUAUUAUUUGUUUAUAACAAUAAUUUUUGAGCUUAACUAAACGCUUUGGAAACGUGUGUGAGUUAUCUACAGACAUGCAUAUAUAACAUACUAUAUAUUGUGUAUGUACGUUUGGAUUUUUAAGCACUGUAUGCAUAAACAAACAAACAAAUUAUUUGAUGCACAUCAUAAAAAUUCUACUAAAUGUUUACUUAGUUUUUAAAGCAAAGCAAUUUUUAGCAGCAUGAUGAUAUAAGUUUGAAUUGUUUACACCAAAAAUAUUAAAAUAAACAACAAAUUGUGUAUAUUUUUAAAAAACUGUAUGCGUUGACAACUAAAAAUACACACAAGGCGAACAAAACUCAUAAAUCAUGCAAAGGCAACAACAACAACAACAAAUUACAAUAAUUAAAUUUACAUAAAAACAAACUUGUUAAGCAUACAACAAAUUUAAAAACAAAAUACAAUGAAAUGCUUGUUAAAGCAAUAAUUAUUUGAGCAAAUGUUAAAACAAAACGACGCAUACUUUUGAGUGGCACUGUGUGCCCCACUGCUGACGUCAGCGACGCGGCAGCUAAAGUUACAAGACGGCAACAUAAGAUACAAAAAACAAAAAAAAAAGAAAACAUAAUAAAUAAAUAACACACACACAAA
Molecule: messenger RNA, 2652 nt
Organism: Drosophila busckii
Lineage: Eukaryota; Metazoa; Arthropoda; Insecta; Diptera; Drosophilidae
Gene: Pp1alpha-96A
Product: serine/threonine-protein phosphatase alpha-1 isoform
Exons: 5
Coding region: 520-1494 (324 amino acids)
Cellular component (GO): cytoplasm; nucleus
Molecular function (GO): protein serine/threonine phosphatase activity
Source: RefSeq, a predicted model, not a curated record